Molecule: messenger RNA, 1617 nt
Organism: Nelumbo nucifera (sacred lotus)
Lineage: Eukaryota; Viridiplantae; Streptophyta; Magnoliopsida; Proteales; Nelumbonaceae
Source: RefSeq, a predicted model, not a curated record
AUGAAAUAUUUUGCUGAUGAUAAUCCUAUUUGUUCUGUUGAUGCGAUUGAUUCUUUGGCACAUGAAGUCUUUGAACUCGAUGGGAAGGAUGGAUUAGAAGUUUCCAUCAGCAAGCAUCUUGAGAAAGAGGAGGCAAUGCUGAAUGCUGAUUUGCAGGAAACUAUUGCAGCAUUGGAUGAUUCUCCAGAGUUACAACAGUUAGGUAAUGCUCCUUAUGUUAUAUUGCCAAUUUCUGACAGGAGACCUUUACCCUCUGUUUUGCAGGCCCCUAUUCCAGAAUUGAAGCCUCUCCCUAGUCACCUCAAGUAUGUAUUCCUUGGAGACGGAGAGACAUUACCAGUGAUCGUCUCUAGUAGCCUUAGCACACCACAAGAAGAACUGCUUGUGCAUGUUCUCAAGGAGCAUAAGACGAAUAUUUGUUGGAUGAUUGCGGAUAUCAAAGGAAUCAGCCCAUCUUCAUGCAUGCAUCGCAUCUUACUUGAAGAAGGAGCGAAACCUUCCCAUCAACCACAAGGAAGGCUGAACCCACUCAUGAUGGACGUAGUGAAGAAGGAGAUCCUCAAACUUCUAGAAGUCGGAGUGAUCUACCUCAUUUCUGACAGCAGUUGGGUUAGCCCGGUUCAAGUGGUUCCCCAAAAGACAGGAAUUACUGUGGUGAAAAAUCAGAAUGAUGAAUUGGUUCCCACUCGGUAUUUUCAGAUUGCAAUCGCUCUAGAAGAUAAGGAAAAGACAACUUUCACAUGCCCAUUCGGGACCUUUGCAUAUCGUCGCAUGCCCUUUUGCCUUUGCAAUGCCCCGACCACUUUCCAAAGGUGUAUGAUCAGCAUAUUUUCAUAUUACAUUGAGAAUAUCAUAGAAGUCUUUAUGGAUGAUUUCACAGUUUAUGGAGAUUCCUUUGGUAACUGUUUGCAUAACCUUACACUUGUUCUUCAAAGAUGCAUAGAAAUUAACCUUGUGCUGAAUUCUGAAAAAUGUCAUUUCAUGGUUGAACAAGGUACAGUUUUGGGUCAUGUUGUUUCAUCUAGGGGAAUUGAGGCUGAAAGAACUACUGACCUCUACCCUAAUCAUCCAGCCCCAGACUGGAAUGUUCCCUUCGAGAUUAUGUGUGAUGCAAGUGAUCAUGUAGUAGGCGCUGUCUUGGGUCAAAGAAUUGGAAAAGCAUCUCAUGCCAUUUAUUAUGCUUCGAAAACUUUGAAUGAUGCUCAAAAGAAUUACUCUACCACUGAAAAGGAGCUUUUAGCGGUUGUUUUUGCUUUAGAAAAGUUUCGAUCUUAUUUGCUUGGUACUAAAGUCAUUGUUUAUUCUGAUCAUGCAGCUCUUCAUUACUUGAUGAUGAAGAAGGAGGUGAAACCAAGAUUGAUAAGGGUGGAAUUCGCUGCUGGUUCGGCUGUAGUGGUGGGAAUUGCUGCUGAUACUAGCAGUACAUGCAGUACUGCUAAUAAUGUUGAAGCUGUUGGACCUGCUGCAUCUAGAUCUGUAUCGUCUGGAGACAUUGAACGAGGUCUUGGAAUUGGGAGUGCUCAAUUCCAAGGGGGCCACGGAUGGCUCAAAGAAUGUUACGCCCACUGGGGAAAUCGAGACGCUCACUUGCGUGGUGCCCUGUGGUACGAACAGUGA